UUAUAUCACACUCAUUAUUUUAUUACACCUAUGGAGCUUCAAGUGAGGUAUUGUUCUUCAUCAGGUCGAUGGCCUUGGUUUGAUUGAUGUCGCUUCUAAAGACGAUAUAGCCUUCUCUUCUCUUCGUUCCCCCUCGACCCAAACUACGAUUUUUUCCGAGACGGAUAAGGAUGAGAAAUGUUUGAAGGAUGACAAAGAUCUGGAUUUUAUCUCCACAUUUCGAAGUGACUCUACUGUGGAAAACAGUCAGGAGUUUGUUUUGUUUGAAGAUGUAAGAGCGUCUAGUAUUUAAAGCAUCUGAUGCUAAAAUUGAUGACCAACAGAAGUAGCAACUAGCCCAAAUACGGGGGAUGUACUUGCCUCAUCAGGAACACAGACUAAACCCAAAGCCAGUCUUAGAAAUCAGAGUGCUAGGGAAGGCAACAAAACAGAUAGUGGAUAUGUAAUCAGAAAAGAUAUUGGUUCUUAAAGUGCUUUACACUUGUUUAUGAAAGAUACUAUAUGACCUUGAAUAAUACAACAGGUAAGGAGCCUCUGGGUCCCAGAAUACCCAUUUCACGACGUGCUAAAGCCGUCUUGCCAAAACCUGGUGUUCCCGUUAAAUCUUCUUUACGUUCUUCAGUUGCUUCAAAGAAUGAAACGCCCUCUUCAUGCUCUUCUCUAGAGAGCUGUGCCAGUGCUUCAUCUAGCGCUUCUCACAAGCCUUCUCAAGAUCCAAUAAAGAAGAAGAAUGAGUCAUGCUCCAGAUUAGCUUCCCAGUCAUUGGUAAAUCGAUCUACAUCUAGAGGUAUUAUGGGCCAACCGAGAAUCUCACCCCACCUAACCAAUAAGACAACCAAGUCCAAGCUUUCCUCUAGUGUACCAUCUGUUGGUUCUAUCAGUGACUGUUAAUCAGAGUCAGUCACGAGCUUCUGCUAAUGGUAACAAGGAAAUGGUCUCUGGUGACAAGGGCCCUCCUGCAAAUGAUAAUUCAGUACAAACUGUGAAGCCUCUGAAGAACUCUAAAGAUGUAUCUGUUGCCCAAGCUGAUGCUAAAGAAGGCAUGAAACGAGUUUCAGCUAUCAGCGGUGGUUCGGUUCCUCCAACUUCCAUGAAACCAUCAGGUCUUCGUGUGCCAUCACCAACUAUCAGAUUCUUUGAUGGAGCCAGACAUGGAUCUGUAUCGGCCAGUAAGAAGUCUGGAAAGUCUCAACCCGUAAGGUCUCCAAUACAAGAGUCAUCGAAUGCAAAAACUAAGGCAAGUUCAAAGCUUGUCUCUGCCUCAUCUCCUAAACUGCCAAAGAUUGUAUUCCAAAAUCAAUGCAGAUGAUCAACUCGAGGGAUGAUGAGGAUGAGCUGCAUGAAAGGAAUCAAUAGAAGACUUGACACAAAUUGGGAAUCCGCUUCUGCUUCCUUUUGACUAUAAUUUAUUAGAAGUUAUGGGGCCAAACUGUAAAUUAAAGAUAUGUGAAUUAGAGUACAACUCUGUUUUUUCAAACUCAGAGGUUUUGUUUGACGGUCAAACUUUGACUCCUUUCUCUCUCGGUUAUAAAAACAAUAUCUCAGUUCUGUCUGAAUCAUCGACGUUUGUAUUGUAUCCCUCUCUCACUAGCUUAGAGACCCAUUUCGACUCUCUCUUUCUCUCUAGCUUCUUACAUCUCCAUGGCUGAGCCUGAACAUGAUGAUGACGUUUUGCUUCCUCGUUUCUUCAAGGUGUACGUCUCUCAUACAUCCUCUGAAUCAUUUGCGAUUCCUUUGUCUUUCAUGGAACAUCUUGCUGAUCCAUUGCCAAACACAGCAAAGCUCCAAGGCACUGGAGGAAGAGAUUGGACAGUGAGCAUGAAGAAAAUACGUGACGGUGUGUAUUUUACAGCUGGAUGGUCAAAGUUUGCACAGGACCAUGAACUUGUGGACGGAGAGUACUUGACAUUCGUGUAUGAUGGUAACCGAACCUUUGAAGUUAGUGUGUUCGGUCGUUUGGGUUGUAAAGAGACCAGAGCUGAAACGGAGACACUAGAGCUUUCUGGUUCUAGUUCUGAUUCUGAAGAAGACGAAGAAGAACCUCCAACGGAUGUUGACUAUGACAUUAGCUUAGGUGAAGAUGAAGAAAUCAGCCAGAGUCUUUAUCCACUUGAGGAGGAAGAGACUGAAUCUGAUGCUGCUGCAGUUUUUGAAGGGAACGUAGACAUUAAAGCGCUAACUAAUCCACACUUUCCAACCACCCUCAAGGACAGGAAUACUGAACUGAUUAUUCCAGCCAGUGUUGUGAGAGAAAAUGAGCUUAUAUUUGGUGAUUCCGUAAAGUACAUUGAUGGUGAAGGGACCUUGGUAGGGCUUAGAUGCAAAUGGGCACUUGAGAAGGUUUGUUUCAAAGGAUGGAACAGGAUUUGCAGAAGGAACAGGCUUAAGAAACACCAAGAUACUGUUGAAUGCGAGCUUCUUCAUGACCGAGAGAAAAUGGUUCAUUCCAUCAGAGUCCACGUCAUCCGCGGAACUGCUUGAUCCUCUCAUCACCAUCACCAUCAUCAUCACUAUCACCAUCAUCAUUAUCAUAAGUACUGUGACAUGAGUUGCUAUGACUUUUGUGUUCUUAUGUUUCUUCUCAGGUUUUAUCAUAGUGGUAGUACCUUCUUCAUCCUCAAGAAAACUUAUGAACUUAUAGCUGUUUCUUGUUAUGUUUUGUAUGCUAGUAUUCCAUAAUGGGGACGAA
Camelina sativa (false flax) is the source of this 2689-nucleotide messenger RNA. RefSeq names its product B3 domain-containing protein REM20-like. Lineage: Eukaryota; Viridiplantae; Streptophyta; Magnoliopsida; Brassicales; Brassicaceae. The record is from RefSeq and is a predicted model, not a curated record. Gene Ontology annotation, molecular function: DNA binding.